Molecule: messenger RNA, 1512 nt
Organism: Miscanthus lutarioriparius
Lineage: Eukaryota; Viridiplantae; Streptophyta; Magnoliopsida; Poales; Poaceae
Source: the annotation of a GenBank genome assembly
AUGGAUGUUUCCAUCGGUUCAGUCUUGGGUGCCCUCCUGGCCGUGCUUGUCUCCACGCUGCUGAUCAGAGUGCUGUUCCUUCUGGUGUGGAAGCCCUAUGCUGUCAGCAGGUGGUUUAGGGGUCAGGGCGUCGGGGGCCCAAGCUACAGGUUCUUCGUCGGCUCCCUGCCGGAGAUCAAGCGGAUGAAAGCAGCCGGGAGCAAGAUCAUACUCGACGUCGGCUCCCAUGACUUCAUCCCGAUCGUGCAGCCGCAGUACCGCAAAUGGGUGGCAGAUUACGGGAAGACAUUUCUGUACUGGUUCGGCGCAGUGCCGACCAUCUGCGUCGCCGAGGUGGACCUGGUGAAGCAGGUGCUCGCGGAGAGGACAGGUCUGUUCCCCAAGGACUACUUGAACGCCAACAUGGAGGCACUCCUUGGCAAGGGUCUCGUUCUCACCAACGGCGAAGAGUGGAAACGCCACCGCAAGGUGGUGCACCCGGCCUUCAACCUCGACAAGCUCAAGGAGAUGUCUGUGGUCAUGGCAGACUUGGUGCAGCGUAUGAUGAAGCAAUGGCAAUCUCAGAUACAGCAGGAUACCAAACAUGAGGCUGAAAUUGAACUCAGCAGUGAAUUCUCAGAGCUGACUUCAGAUGUGAUCGCGCACACGGCCUUCGGGAGCAGCUACAAGGAGGGCAAAGAGGUGUUCGUCGCGCAGAAGGAGCUCCAAGAACUCGCAUUCUCAGCAUCGCUUGAUAUCCCAGCUCCUGGUUGUCUAAGGAAACUGAAAUUGCCAACUAGCAAGAGCAGCCGACGAGUUGAAAAACUGGACCAGAAGGUGAGGAGCAUGCUCACGGCGAUAAUCGAAGGGCGCCUUGCUGAGAAGGACACCAAUGUAUACGGCAACGAUCUCCUCGGUCUCAUGCUCGAAGCGCGCGCUCUGGAGCAAGAAGGGCACCAGAUGCUCACAACCCGGGAGAUCGUGGACGAGUGCAAGACCUUCUUCUUCGCAGGGCAGGACACCACCUCGCACCUCCUCACCUGGACCAUGUUCCUGCUGAGCAGGUACCCCGAGUGGCAACACAAGCUGAGGAAGGAGGUUAACAUGGUACUUCUCGAGUCACUGAGGCUCUACAGCCCCGUGGUGUUGAUAAGAAGGGGCACAGGCUCAGACAUCCAGCUCGGCAGCAUAAGGGUGCCCAAGGGAACAAUGCUAUCGAUACCAAUUGCAUUGCUGCACAGGGACAAGGAUGUCUGGGGCCAUGAUGCCGACGAGUUCAACCCUGCCAGGUUCGAGCACGGCGUGUCCAAAGGCGCUGGCAACCACCCGAAUGCCCUGCUGUCCUUCUCCCAGGGGCCUAGGGCCUGCAUUGGCCAGAACUUCGCGAUGCUUGAGGCCCGUAUCGGGAUCGCCAUGAUCCUUCAGAGGUUCUCGUUUGAGCUCUCGGCAAAGUAUGUCCAUGCACCCAAGGAAGCGAUCACCCUGAUGCCCAGGUUCGGGCUUCCCAUGAUCCUGAGGAACCUUCGCGACUGA